AUGGACGUGCCUAAAAUGUGGGACUUGGAAGUUUUGGGCAUUACAGAUCCCAUAGAGAAGAUAAAUGAAAGCCUUCUUGAAGAAGAAACUUUGACCCAUUUUAAGGAAAGAAUUAGGAUCUGUGAAAAUCAAAGAUAUGAAGUGGCUUUACCAUGGCUAGCUGGACAUCCUGCUCUAUAUGAUAAAUACGACGCAGUAGAAUCCAGACUUCGUACAGCAACUAAGCGUUUGAUAAACGAAAAUUACUUUGAAGCCUACGAUAACGUAUUUAAACAGUGGGAGGCAGAAGGUAUUAUAGAAGCUGUUCCAAUAGAUCAGCUUGCCAAGGAAGUCCAUUACCUACCUCACAGACCCGUCAUUAAGCCAUCAAGCAAUACCAAAGGUUCGCCCAGUUUUCGACGCUUCGUUCAAAAAACCAGGAUUUGCCUCCUUGAAUGA
Molecule: messenger RNA, 438 nt
Organism: Argiope bruennichi
Lineage: Eukaryota; Metazoa; Arthropoda; Arachnida; Araneae; Araneidae
Exons: 1
Coding region: 1-438 (145 amino acids)
Source: RefSeq, a predicted model, not a curated record